This is a messenger RNA of Orycteropus afer afer, 1227 nucleotides long. RefSeq names its product lipase member K. Gene Ontology annotation, cellular component: intracellular membrane-bounded organelle. Gene Ontology annotation, molecular function: hydrolase activity, acting on ester bonds. The record is from RefSeq and is a predicted model, not a curated record. Lineage: Eukaryota; Metazoa; Chordata; Mammalia; Tubulidentata; Orycteropodidae. The transcript has 9 exons. The coding region runs from base 1 to 1227 and encodes 408 amino acids.
AUGUGGCAGCUUUUAGCAUCAGCAUGCUGGAUGCUUCUUCUUGGAGCUGUAUGUGGUUGUGAUAAAAAAAGAAGCACUACAAAUCCUGAAGCUAAUAUGAACAUUAGCCAGAUUAUUUCCUACUGGGGCUAUCCUUAUGAAAAGUAUGAUGUUGUGACUAAAGAUGAUUAUGUGCUUGGAAUUUAUAGGAUUCCUCAUGGAAGAGGAUGCCCAAGCAGAACAGCUCCAAAACCUGUUGUGUAUUUGCAGCAUGGCUUACUUUCUUCUGCCAGUAACUGGAUUUGCAACCUGCCCAACAACAGCUUGGCCUUCCUUCUGGCAGAUAAUGGUUAUGAUGUGUGGAUGGGGAACAGCCGGGGAAACACCUGGUCCAGAAAACACUUGAAAUUUUCACUCAAAUCAGCAGAAUACUGGGCAUUCAGUUUGGAUGAGAUGGCAAAAUAUGACCUUCCAGCCACAAUCGAUUUUAUCACAGAGAAAACCGGACAGGAGCGACUCUUCUAUGUGGGCCACUCUCAAGGCACUACCAUAGCUUUCAUAGCGUUCUCUACAAAUCCAGAGCUAGCUAAGAAGAUCCAGAUAUUUUUUGCAUUGGCUCCAGUCAUCACAGUGAAAUACACUCAAAGUCCCAUGAAAAAAUUAACAACCCUUUCCAGGCAAGUAGUCAAGGUUUUAUUUGGUGACAAGAUGUUCUACCCUCAUACAUUUUUCAACCAAUUUAUCGCCACCAAAAUCUGCAACCAGAAAUUGUUCCAUCGUAUUUGCAGCAACUUCCUGUUUACUGUGAGUGGAUUUGAUCCAAAUAACUUAAACAUGAGUCGCUUGGAUGUUUAUUUGGCACAGAGCCCUGCUGGAACAUCUGUUCAGAAUAUGCUGCACUGGGCCCAGGUUGCUAAUUCUGGUCAAUUCCAAGCUUUUGAUUGGGGAGACCCAAAUCAGAAUAUGAUGCAUUUUAACCAGCUUACACCUCCCUUAUACAACGUGACUAAGAUGGAACUCCCAACAGCAGUAUGGAGUGGUGGACAGGACUGUGUGGCUGAUCCCAAGGACAUUGAGAAUUUACUCCCUAAAAUUUCCAAUCUUAUUUAUUGCAAGAGUAUUCCACACUACAAUCAUGUGGAUUUUUACCUUGGACAGGAUGCACCCCAGGAAAUUUACCAAGAUCUAAUUAGUUUGAUGGAACAAUGUUUGCAAAAUGAAAAUCACAAAGUGAAGGACAAACUUUAA